Molecule: messenger RNA, 2424 nt
Organism: Cladophialophora carrionii CBS 160.54
Lineage: Eukaryota; Fungi; Ascomycota; Eurotiomycetes; Chaetothyriales; Herpotrichiellaceae
Exons: 1
Coding region: 1-2424 (807 amino acids)
Source: RefSeq, a predicted model, not a curated record
AUGAAUGCCCCAACGGUGCGCAAGCUAUCCGAGAGAGAGACAAGUCCAACCUCUCCGGAUGACGGGGAGAACGGACUGCGCAGCAAACGUCCCAGAUUCGUGACGGACUUAUCAUCACCACUAUGUGAUGUCUGCCAACAGCUGGACCUCGACGCAAAGUUCGACAGAGCCCAUGAGGCAUACCGGCAGGUUAGAGCCGGGUUGGUGUCUCCUCCAGAAGAUAUAUACAAAGCUUCCGAUGGAAGCUGGUACUAUGCCGACGCGAUUCUGGCACAUCGAUUCAAUGACUCCCUGUCCAAACCGUCAGACUGCCCACUUUGUGAGUUCUUUCGGUCGCUGAGAGUCCAGCCGGACAGCCACAAGCGACACAAACUUCUGGCGUUCCGCUGCAGUGAUAGUUGGCUUUUCAGGGCUGGCUGGCUGCCCAAGCGCAACCCACAAAAGUAUGAGCAUAACAGAGACUCGGUUUUUAUGACAGUGGUUCCGGAUCUCGAUACUCUCCCGUCAUGUGGCUACGAAGCAAACUGGCUGGACGACGACGUUCCGGCUACGGGGGCAAUCUACCGUCUACGGCCCAAGGAGGAUUCCCAAAUUGCUAAAGAAAAGCAGAUACUUCUCGCGCGGGAACUUGACGAAGGACCGAACCUUGAUGGUGCACGGCAGUGGCUCGGUAUGUGUCAGGAAGCCCAUGGCAGCUGUUGUAAGAGGCGGACAUCUCACGAACCCAUCCUGUCGGGCUUUCGCCUCGUCGACUGUACCAAGGAACCUCCCGUUGUUGAGGAGAAGCCAUGGGGAACCACAUACCUUGCUCUAAGCUAUGUCUGGGGAUCAACGCCAAAGGAUCUAGCACACUGGCCGGAGACCGUGCUCGACGCCGUCGAAGUUACCAAGAAACUAGGAUUCGACUACCUGUGGAUUGACCGGCUCUGCAUCAACCAAGCUGACGCUGACGAAAUGGCCUACCUGAUUUCGAGGAUGACAACAAUCUAUGAAGCAGCAGAGCUUACCAUAGUAGCGGCCGCCGGCUCUGGCGCGAGUCACGGCCUCCCGGGCGUACGAUCCAGACCUCGAAGACCACAGCCAAAGUACUAUCUUGACAGUGGAAGUGUACUGCUCUCGAUGCUCCGCGAUCCCCGUCGCGACAUCCUCGAGUCGACCUACUGGACUCGAGGCUGGACCUAUCAGGAAGGCGUGCUCUCUAAUCGACGCUUAGUCUUCACAGACGAGCAGAUGUAUUGGGAGUGCCGCAACAUGGCUGCCCAGGAAAGCAUCGACGUGGUGGUUUUCCAUGUGCCUGUUACCGAAGCGGAAGAUAAUACGGAAUUUGUCAUGGCAGAUUACAUGCUCUCAGGCAUUUUCAAGGGAGACGCUUAUAGUGGAAGCUGCGGCGACGCCCAGGACUCGCUCGUCACUCAAGACGAGGGCCACCGCCUCGCCUACGGCUUUCCAACCCAAGGAGAAGUGACUGUCCGCGCACAGUUGCGUGGUCUCAACGAGCACACUCGUGAAUACUCCAAGAGGCAACUGACGCGUGACGAAGACACGCUCUCCGCACUUCAAGGCAUAUUCGGAUUGUACGCGCAAACCAGGCAGCUGUACCUACUGCAUGGACUACCCGUGUGGACGGACGACAUUGUCCAAGGUCGCUCUGGUGCGCAAAUCACCUUCGCCUUGUCAGUCUCCUCGUGGUACCACCGUACCAGCUCGGAUCUACUCAUGUAUGUGUCGGAGGCGUGUCGGCGAAAGAGCAAUCUGCCGUCGUGGACAUGGGCGGGGUGGGUCGGCACGGUGAGCUGGCGGGCGCCUCCCAACCUGGAGCACUGCGCCUACAUGAGCGACCUGAUCAACGCCGAGUCCCUGAAGCUACUGUGGGCUGCAGAUAUUUCUCUUUAUGGUGCCGACUACGCCCGUCCCAUUCGCCUGCAAGAGACGCAUUCUGCCGCCCAUCUCGUCAGCGGGGCGCCUCUAACUUUGCUUGAAAUCAAGAAACCGUUUCUUCUGAACGAGUUCCAAAGAGUAGAGCAGGUUAAGAAGAAAUGGUAUUGGGCAAAGGCAAUCGGAAGGCCCGGGCGUCAAAAGGCCAAGGCCCAGGAACUCAGCUGGGACGCAAAGUGGUAUAGGAUAGGGGGUCGGCUAUCCUGCGUCGGUAUGUCGGUUGCCAUGACCGAGCGCGAGUGGACCGCCAAGCAUGUCUCUGGAGAACUGGUCAGCGUGCUGAUGUUCGCUGGGCAAUACCUCGUGAAUGAACACGGGACGGCUCGGUUUCUGACGCUGCGAAGAGUACCGUUAUCCAUGCCCGAACGUUGGGAGAGGGUUGGCACGCUCUACUUGGUGAUUCCAUUCAAUGAAGACUGUCGAGAUGUGCAGGAGUUUCUUGGAAAGAUACCCGCUGGGAGACAGCAUAGGAGUUUCGUGAUUCAAUGA